CAAAACAAGGCAUGUAACUUGUUGUCGGUCAAUGCAACUAGAAACAGCGCAACGCUUCCACCUCAUUGCUCCAACGCAAGUAUUUUCUUUCUGAUUGUAGCGUAUAAUAUUUGUUGAAUAUGGCAGAAGAAAUGAGCGUCACGGUGGCUUCCAUGCUCAAAGGCAUAGAGAGAUACAACCCCGAGAACAUGAGCACCUUGGAGCACUAUGUGGAGCUACAAGCAACUGAAAAUGCCUAUGAUUUGGAGGCUAACUUGGCUUUGCUGAAACUCUAUCAGUUCAACCCUGGCACUUACAAAACCAGUAUAGCUUGCCUAAUCUUGCUCAAGGCUCUCACGAACUUGCCGCACACAGACUUCGUUCUCUGCAAAUGCCUCCUGCAGCAAGACCAGAUGGAAGAAGAUCACAUCUCGCGCAUCAUAUUUCUCCAUGACUUGCUUGAGAUGUGUCAGUUCAAGCAGUUCUGGGAUGAGCGCGAGAACUUCGAGAAACUGGUGUCGGGAGUGAAGGAGUUUGCCAACAGCAUCCGUCGUUACAUCUGCCAUGUGGUGAGCAUCACCUACCAACACAUCGAGAAAAGCGCGCUGGCUUCGCUUCUCGGCAACUUGGAUGAUAACGAACUGGCUGUGUGGAUCAAUAUGAAUAACUGGUCUGAGGUCGAAGGCGGUUACAUCUUCAUUGCCAACCAAGAAGAAACGGUCAAGACAAAGAACAUCACUGAGAAGAUCGAAUUCGAUUCUGUUGCGACCAUAAUGGCCGCAUGCAGAUGAGCUGCAUUUCAGCGAACAUGUGUUUGAUUCUAAUAAAUAAAAUGGCCACCAAAG
Molecule: messenger RNA, 824 nt
Organism: Hyalella azteca
Lineage: Eukaryota; Metazoa; Arthropoda; Malacostraca; Amphipoda; Hyalellidae
Gene: eIF3k
Product: eukaryotic translation initiation factor 3 subunit K
Exons: 5
Coding region: 120-770 (216 amino acids)
Biological process (GO): regulation of translational initiation
Cellular component (GO): cytoplasm; eukaryotic translation initiation factor 3 complex
Molecular function (GO): ribosome binding; translation initiation factor activity
Source: RefSeq, a predicted model, not a curated record